CAGAUAAGAAUGGACACACAACAGCAAAAGCAUUUCCGUGACUCGUGGAGGCGACUCCAUAUUACUUGGAGAAAGGGAAGAAGAAGAAGAAGACAGACGACGACGACGACGAUGGCGGCUUCACGGCGCUCCUCUUUCCUCAUCGAGAUCCUGCUCUGCGUCUCUCUCCUUUGCCUUCUGUGCUCAACCGAGAAGGGCUGCAUUGUCCAUGGAGCUGAGGAGAUCAGCCUCGCAGUCAGCUCUCUUUUCCCUUCUCUAGACUGCAAAGCUUCAACUUCCAACGCGAACUCGACCUUGAAGCUGGUUCACAAGCACGGUCCAUGCUCUCCCCUUUUCAACGGCGAACCGGUGAACCACACCCAAUUUAUGCUCGAAGACAUUGCGAGAGCAAAGUGGAUUCGAUCCAAAUUAUCCGGCACUAACGCCGCGGACAACCUGAAAGACUCGGCCGUCAGCAUCCCGGCCAAGUACGGUCCUGGCGGAGGGAGCUACCUGGUGACAAUAGGACUCGGCACGCCGAAGAAGGACCUGACCCUCUUGUUCGACACCGGAAGUGCACUCACGUGGACCCAGUGCGAGCCCUGCAUCGUGUCUUGCUAUACCCAAACCGAGCCAAUCUUUGACCCCUCUCAGUCCUCGUCCUAUGCCAAUAUCUCUUGCUCUUCUCCAUCUUGCUCGCAGCUUCCUUCUGGGACUGCUCAACGAUCUCGCUGCAGCGAUUCGACAUGCGUUUACGAAUCGCGGUAUGGUGACCAAGAGUCCUUCACCAUCGGCUUCUUUGCAACAGAAACAUUGACAUUAUCACCAACGGAUGCAAUCUCCGGUUUUGAAUUCGGGUGCGGUCAGAACAAUGGAGGGCGAUUCACGGGAUUUGCCGGGUUGUUGGGGCUCGCCCGAGACCGGAUUUCACUCUUAGAACAAAGCGAGACCCAAUACGGCCGAUCAUUCUCGUAUUGCCUCCCCCCUUCGAUAAGCUCCACGGGGCACUUAACCUUCGGCAAGGGCAGCGGGACAUCCACCUCGGUCCGCUUCACGCCAAUAUCAACGGUCUCGCAGAGUUCAAUCUUCUACGGUAUCGACAUAACAGAAAUCAGUGUCGGAGGCAAACCGCUCCCUAUACCGUCGACCGUGUUCUCAAAUGCUGGCACGAUCAUUGACUCGGGAACCACAAUCACACAAUUGCCCCCGACCGCAUACAGCGCCCUUCGCUCGGCCUUUCGGCAGGCGAUGUCAAAGUACAAGAUGUCAGCUCCGGCUUCUCACUUCGACACUUGCUACGACUUGAGCGGGUCCACCAUGGUCACUGUCCCGGUGAUCACAUUCUCCUUCAACGGACCGAUUGCCGUCGACUUGGACCCCAGCGGUGUGUUGUUUCCCGUGAAUCCAUCAAAGGUGUGCCUGGCGUUUGCAUCGAGCCCCGCCGACUCGGAUCUCAGCAUCUACGGGAACAUACAGCAGAGGUCAUUUGAGGUGGUGUAUGAUGUGGCUGGAGGGCGGAUUGGUUUCGGCGCAAAAGGUUGUUCCUAAGCAUUGUCCUGGAGCUUCCAUGACAAAAGGGCGCAAAGCGAUUUGCUUGUUUAGUGUACUUAAAUAAAUUGCCAGACACUUGAAUCAAGGCAAGCAAUGUGUAUCAUUGGGUACUAUAAAAACUACGUUUGAACGUUAACGAAUUGCUAUCUACAGAAGAAGGGGUGGAGAUUGAUAGAUGCAUAUCCCAGCGAGAAUGGGAAGAUUAUCAAAAAAGUCAUAAACCUAUUGUACUUUU
Syzygium oleosum is the source of this 1765-nucleotide messenger RNA. Its product is annotated as aspartyl protease family protein At5g10770-like. Gene Ontology annotation, molecular function: aspartic-type endopeptidase activity. Gene Ontology annotation, biological process: proteolysis. The transcript is spliced from 3 exons. Lineage: Eukaryota; Viridiplantae; Streptophyta; Magnoliopsida; Myrtales; Myrtaceae. Bases 10 to 1527 code for a protein of 505 amino acids. The record is from RefSeq and is a predicted model, not a curated record.